This is a messenger RNA of Cercopithifilaria johnstoni, 3069 nucleotides long. The record is from the annotation of a GenBank genome assembly. NCBI's taxonomy places the organism in Eukaryota, Metazoa, Nematoda, Chromadorea, Rhabditida, Onchocercidae.
AUGUUCGAGCGUUUAUCAUUUUCACCGCCAAGUGAAAAACGAUCUAGACAAUUUGAACCACCGUGUGAGGUGAAAACAAAAGAAUGUAUAAAACUGUCGCCUUCAGCAGAACGCAUAAAAUUGUCGCCGUCAACGGAAAAAAGUGUAGAACUGUCACAACUACGAUCUGAAGAAUCAGAGAAGAAUAAGAGGAACCAGCGUGAUCCGAUUUUUGUCGAGUACCGCAAGAGAGAACGCAUUCCAAUGCAGUUGACAUCAGCAAUGCGCACACUAGAUGAUUAUAGAAUGAAUGAUUAUAUCAUUAAGCCAACUACUUCGAAGGAAAAGAUUUCUGGAUUUGCUAAUCUCGGCAACACGUGUUACAUGAAUGCGAUGCUGCAGGGACUAUUUGCUAUGGAUAUUUUUGCCAGAGAUCUUUUCAAGCUUUGUAAGAAGGUUCAGAGUCGCAAAGUAGACUUGGAUGAAGUAAUGCCAAUGAGCUUAGCACUUUCGAGCCUUGCAAGCAUUCGGGAUAGGCCUUUAUGCCUUCAAAAGCAAGAACUGCUGAAAACGGUUAAAAAUGCGUCACGUUUUAAAGGCAGUUCUCAGCAAGAUGCCAAUGAAUUCUUGGUCCAUGUGCUUAAUCAAGUUCACGAUGAAUGUGAUAAGGUAUUGCGUGAACAGUAUGGAAUUGUAGAUAUCGUAGAAAGACGCAUGCGGAAUCCAGUAAUGGCAAACUUCGGUUUCACUAUGCAAAGCACUAUUAUCUGUGAUAUGUGUCACCAUGUCUCACAAAUCGAUGAAGACAGCAUCAUUUUGCCAGUUACUAUCAAUGUUUUGGAUCAAGCAAGUGAACGGUUUUCGAAAAAAUUUUUACGUUUUCCAAACGUACAGACUUUAUUGGAUGAAUUUUUGAAGACGGAAAACGUAGAGAGGAACUGCGAACUUUGUCAAGGAAAAAGCGGGCAAAGGACACAAAAAUUUGUUCAACUUCCACGAUGUCUCAUAAUACUCAUCAAACGUUAUGCUUAUAAUGUAUCGAAAAGUGUGAAACGUCAAGAUAAGAUUGAUAUUCCUUUAUAUUUAACUUUAAAUGGACAUUGCACUGAGUCAUCACUCCCUUUUUUCGCCGUUCCACCAAGUACAAAAAAGAUCGACUUCAUAACUACAAGUCCGAUCAAGAUGAAGCUAUCAAGAACAUCAACUGAUAAACCUUCAUCAGCUAGACGACGUCUAGAUUUGUCAGAUGUGCAAACUAGUUAUGGUACUCGAACGGGCAGUGUCGCAGAGGAAAUGCAUCUUGCGAUAAGAAGUCUUUAUAGUCAUCCUAUGGAUUGUAAAACAGUGCAAAGUAACAUGGCUGCGAGUCGUGAUAUGGGUUUUGUUGUUCCUGAUACUGAUUCGAGUCUCAACGACGAAGAACAAGUAACUGGAAACUUUGUUGUACCUUGGAACUCAGCGGAAGAAAGACCGAAGUCGCCGAGGAGUUUAACAUGUGAAGAAUUAAGCCGUAUGACCGAAGAAGAGCAGCUAAAAGUGAUUUGCGAGCGAAGUUUAUUGCAAACGGAGUUUGUGGUUAGUGAGAAUAAAUCAAGUGAUUCUUCAUCUAUGUCUCUUGAAUUCCCGGAAGUCGAAGCCGGAGAAGAGGACGACGAGGCAGAAGUACCACGUGUGCGGAUUGACGAUAUUUACUGUGCUCGUAAAGAGAAAUCGGAGGAAAGCCCAAAUUCAGAUAUAGUGUUAUUUGAGGAAAUAGGAGAUAAGCAAGCAGGAAGAAGUAGGCAAGAAGUUCAGUUUGUUAGUCGACAGGAAGAAGAAAAUAGCAAUCGGAAUCGCAUCGAACCUAAUAAUGGAGCGGAGCUUGGAAUUAUAGAUGUUAUUAAGGAAGUGGCUAUGAAAGAAGAGGUAACAGUUGGUGCUGGUGUGGACGCUGAACGAAUUAAGCAAGGUGAUCUCGAAACAAAAUCUGGAGUUGUUGAAAAAAGCCACGUGGUACCUCUCACGCCGCCACCAAUUGCAGGUGAACUUCAGGUAAAACAAAGGCCAGAGGACUGUGCUAUUAAAGAGAUCGUGGAGAAAAAUUUCGCUAUUGAAGACAAAAGCUUAUCAACUAGACCUUCCACACCAGUUCCUCCCAACACUCCAUCCAGUAUGACCGAACAAGAUCACGAGAAAAUAUGGGGUGGCAAUCCAUCCAGUGAUGAUGAUAGAGAAAUUUUGGAGGAAUCUAGCGUGCAAGUAAUACCGUAUAAACCGAUGUCUGUUGAAAAGCGACGUGCUAUUUGUUCUCAGAUUGGUUUACUCUUCAAUUACGAUUGCAUUGAGAAAACCGCUGUUCGCAUAAUGAAUCCAAAUGAUCGUCCAUCUCGAGUUGCUGGCAUUGUAGGUGACGGCAAUUGCCUGUUCCGAGCAUUGGCUUUUUACUUCGCUGGCAGUGAUAUCGAACAUUCGAGAGUUCGAGAAUGCAUUGUUGAAUUUGAAGCGGAACACUGGAAUGAAUUUGCUGCUUUGAAAGGUUGGUCGUCAGACGUCUGGAAUGACCACAUGAAUCAUUUGUUAACUGAUAACACGUGGGGUGGUGAUAUUGAACUUUUCGCAGUCGCGGCAAUGUUAAGUGUUGAUGUGUGGACAUAUUAUGAUCAACGAUGGACUUGCUACCGACCAAGAUUUAAAGUCCAAGAUGGUGAUAUUAUACCUAUAUCGGUUAAGGACCAUCGCGCAGGUAAUAACGAUGGUAUUUAUUUACUGAAUGAAUUCAACCACUAUACACCGGUGCUUGAACCUUCGGUUAGAAAUGCACUUCUCCUGAUGGAAGGUGCUGACGAGCGAAUUUGUGAUCUAGUUGUAAACGCCAAUGAAGGUUUCAUGAAGCCGUCAUAUCGGCUUGUAUCGGUUAUCAGUCAUAUUGGAGAUAAAAGCGAAAGCGGCCACUAUAUAUGUGACAUUUGGUGCAAAAAAAAUAAAGGUUGGCUGGAAUGUAAUGAUGAAGAUGUUUUGGCGAUCAAUGAAACAAGGGUACGGGCCAGGAAUAAUGUUGGAUACAUCUAUUUUUAUCUUGAUAGUGAACUGUUCGAGAGUGAGAACCGGUGA